This is a messenger RNA of Ctenopharyngodon idella (grass carp), 2516 nucleotides long. It is a transcript of the gene fgf16, whose product is annotated as fibroblast growth factor 16. Gene Ontology annotation, molecular function: fibroblast growth factor receptor binding; growth factor activity. The transcript has 3 exons. Bases 587 to 1198 code for a protein of 203 amino acids. The record is from RefSeq and is a predicted model, not a curated record. Lineage: Eukaryota; Metazoa; Chordata; Actinopteri; Cypriniformes; Xenocyprididae. Gene Ontology annotation, cellular component: cytoplasm. Gene Ontology annotation, biological process: positive regulation of endothelial cell chemotaxis to fibroblast growth factor; positive regulation of protein phosphorylation; cell differentiation.
AUACCCAAAAUAAAGUCUUGGUACGCAGUUUACUAUGUUACAAGUUGCUGCAAGUGCCUGUGAUACCCAGAACUGCGGAACGGCCAAAAAUGCAAUCUAGGGAGGCAGCUCAUUAGAGUUUGAAACGCAGCCUGGAACUCCUCUAGUGACUCGCAGCGCGCUGCAGUGAGAGAGACUGAUCCUCUGUCAGACUCCAGUCACGCAAGUCGUGCUGCGAUUAGACGAAUAAAACACAGACACACAGUCUUGAGAACUUUUCGCACUGCGUGGGUUUGAUAGGUUGUCACUGGUCUUCUCUUUAGGACUUUUUGCGGGCUGAGUGUUAUUUCACGCGCACACAGAGACUCACUUGCGCUCCGAAAGACAGACAGAAACAUCCGACGCAGACAGCAGCAUCAGUUAUGAAAGUUGGAGCAGAAGCUCUACGUUGACAUGCUAAAGGUGAAGCAGCAGGGAUGUCAUCCAGGCGUGGCUCGGGGAGGAUAUGGAUGUCUAUAUAAAUGACUCGUUCAGUCUGAUCACAGAUGAAAAGAGCGUCUCUCUCCUCUUCGCUCUCUAAACAUCCAAAGUCCGAAAGUUCCUCGUCAUGGCAGAGGUGGCUGGAUUUCUCGGGAGCAUCGAUCUGGAUUUGCAGGCUUUUCCAGCAUUAGGGAAUGUGCCUCUGUCGGAUGGUUUGAAUGAGAGAUUGGGUCUAAUUGAGGGCAGACUGCAGCGCGGAUCGCUCACGGAUUUUGGCCACCUGAAGGGCAUCCUGCGCAGGAGGCAACUCUACUGCCGCACCGGCUUCCAGCUGGAGAUAUUUCCCAACGGGACGGUACACGGAACCAGACAGGACCACAGUAGAUUUGGUAUUCUGGAGUUUAUCAGUCUGGCCGUCGGGCUGGUGAGCAUACGAGGCGUGGAUGCCGGUCUUUAUCUGGGGAUGAAUGAGAAAGGUGAACUCUAUGGGUCGAAGAAGCUGACAGCAGAGUGUGUGUUCCGUGAGCAAUUCGAGGAGAACUGGUACAACACAUAUGCAUCUACACUCUACAAGCAUGCGGACACUGGGAGAUACUAUUACGUGGCUCUGAACAAGGACGGCUCGCCUCGAGAAGGCGGCAGGACUAAAAAGCAUCAGAAGUUGACUCACUUCCUGCCCAGACCUGUUGAGAUAGAGAAGAUACCCCAAGCUUACAGAGACUUGUUCCAGCACAGGUGACAAGAGCAUCCAUCGGAGUUGCUGUGUUGGAGAGGCAUAGUAGAGGUGCUUGAUGGGAAAGACGGACUCUGAAGAACAUUAAGAAAUACAAGACCCUACUUCUCUCGCCUCACAGCUGUUUAUAUUUGGGUUCUGGUCCAAAAUGAGGAGGCCCUCUCCAAUGGUGAUUGAGAUAAACAGUACGUGUGUGUCCUGGAUGGCUCCGUUUCCUCUCCUUAAUGGGUUUUAAACCACAGAGAAGAGGGAACAUUCCUGCAUCCAAAGCUGGUGCCAAAAGAUGUCUUGAGGAAGAGGUGUUGACUUCAGGGCCUCAUGACAUUGUGUCAUACAAUCAACCUUUCUUCAGACAGUCAUUGUGUGAGCCACACUUAAAGUGGACCACAUUUUGAGCAUGUCCUCACUGGAAAAAAACAAACAAAAAAACAAGGGUCUAAAUCUAAAUUUAUUGAGCAACUUUUCACCUGAGCAUAGGAAGUAAAACUGCCUCUGACUGUAAAGAUAAAAAUCAACAUGCCAAUUCUGGUGAUUCUGGGGCAGAUCUCAUGUUGAAAGGUCAUGACACAGCACUUAGCAAGAAGAUGGACAUGGGGAGAAUACCCAACCUUCCUGUAGGACAAAUGCAAAGCAAGAGCUUUUCAAAUUAAAUAUACCUUUGAGGGCACUUAAAAGGAGAAAGACACUUUGAAGAAUAAUGACCAGCUUCUACUGAAACAAUAUUAAUUUUGAAUGGAAAAAUUCUGAGAUUGUGGAAAAAGUAACAAGGCCUUACAAUAAUGGAAACAAACACCCCUUUCUUCAUGUAAAACAUUAGAGAGGUUUACAUAGAUCAUAUUCUUUAUGUCUUCUGUCAGAUUCUGUCAACCUUCUUUUGAAGGUUCAGCAGAGGUUCAAACCUUAGAAUUUUUGUAGAAACAGCAAAUGUAUGGAGAAAAUGUAUGGUGCUUCCUGAAGGGUUCGGUAGAGGCUUUGGUCAUUUGACAAGAAUGACUUGUAAUGUUCAGGUUGUCAGGAACAUUAUUAAAAUGUAAGUGAAAGACAUGUAAAUAUGGACAAACCUAUUUAUAAGAUGUACAAUAUAUUUAUUUUCUACAUAUAAAGUAUAAUUAUUAAAUCUAUAUAUAAAUAUAUUUAUUUAUUUCAAAGGCUCUAUUUUGUAAUGAACUUGAAGUUAUUGGAACUGUAGAUUCUACUGAAAUAUACAGAAGGGCUAAACCAUUUGACCUUAAUGACUGACAAUUAAAUUGUCCUGCUAUUGUUUAUUGUCAUUGACCAUAUUUGCAAGGAUUCUCUGUACCAAUUAAAAUCUGAGAAACACUGA